Volvox carteri f. nagariensis is the source of this 639-nucleotide messenger RNA. RefSeq lists its product as uncharacterized. Gene Ontology annotation, cellular component: endoplasmic reticulum membrane; Hrd1p ubiquitin ligase ERAD-L complex. Gene Ontology annotation, biological process: endoplasmic reticulum unfolded protein response. Gene Ontology annotation, molecular function: ubiquitin-specific protease binding; misfolded protein binding. The annotation marks the transcript as partial. The record is from RefSeq and is a predicted model, not a curated record. The transcript is spliced from 6 exons. Lineage: Eukaryota; Viridiplantae; Chlorophyta; Chlorophyceae; Chlamydomonadales; Volvocaceae.
CAGGCGAUAGAGGAGUGGUACAAGUCCUUACCCAUCGUAACGAGAACAUAUGUCACGAUGGCCUUCUUAACCACGGCGGGUUGCGCUCUGGAGAUCAUUACACCCUUCAAUAUAUAUUUCAAUUCCAAGCUCGUUUUCAAAAAACUACAACUAUGGCGGCUGGUUACAAAUUUCCUCUUCUUCGGCAACCUAGGACUGGACUUCGUGUUCCACAUGUUCUUUCUGAUCAAGUACUGCAAAUCAUUGGAGGAGGGUUCCUUCCGCGGGCGCUCCGCGGAUUUCCUGUGGAUGCUCAUCUUUGGCGGCACCUUGCUGACGUGCAUUGCCCCCUUCGUCAACAUCCAGUUCCUAGGCUCUAGCCUGACGUUCAUGAUGGUGUACGUGUGGGGCCGCCGUCACCAGUAUGUCAAUCUGUCGUUCCUCGGCAUUUUCAACUUCACGGCGCCGUACCUUCCCUGGGUGCUACUGGCCUUCUCCUUGAUGUUGGGGAGCAGCCCUGUGGUGGAUCUGAUGGGCAUGGCGGCAGGUCAUGUGUACUACUUUUUAGAGGACGUCUAUCCACGUAUCAGCGGGCGGCGGCCCCUGAAGACCCCCGCGCUUGUUCGGAUGAUGUUCCCGACGGAAGACAUGAUCGUGGCG